AAGAUAACAAAAAUGGUGCAUACGAUUACUACUGACAAGCUCAAGCCAUCACUUUAUGAAAUAAAAUGCUUCUAAAAACUUUACCCAUCUAAAAUUUUCUACCUAUAAAUAGAGAUAUAUUUUAUUGUAGAUGUUCUCCAUCUCAUUGCAAACACAAUUUCCUCACUAUCUAUCCUCCAAAUUCAAAAUCAAAAUAUUUUCUCUCCCCACUCCAUCGUUAUGGCUUCGUCACUUCUGACAUCUUCCGGAAUAAUCCCCACCACCGGUUCAACCGUGGUGGUCCGGUCAGCCUUCCCUAUUGGAUCUCCCCUGCCCUCUCUCCGCCUGACCCGUCCUUACAACAAGUCAUCCUUGUUCGUCUCAUGUUGCUCCUCUGUUUCCGAAAAGGCGGCGACUAGUGCUAUUGACCUCAAACCCGUCGUGGAACGCUGGCCGGAAUACAUACCGCAUAAGCUUCCCGACAAGAACUAUGUGCGUGUAUUCGACACGACGCUCCGUGACGGCGAACAAGCUCCAGGUGGAGCCCUUACUCCACCGCAGAAGUUAGAGAUUGCCAGACAGCUCGCAAAACUCCGAGUAGACAUCAUGGAAGUUGGCUUUCCCGGAUCAUCUGAAGAAGAGUUAGAAACCGUCAGAACCAUCGCCCAGACCGUGGGGAACGAGGUGGAUGAGGAAACAGGUUACGUCCCAGUGAUAUGUGCCAUCGCUAGAAGCAAACAUAGAGACGUUGAGGCGGCUUGGGAGGCGGUGAAGUACGCGAAGAGGCCGAAGAUACUCAUAUUCACAUCUACUAGUGACAUCCACAUGAAAUAUAAGUUGAAAAAGACUAAAGAAGAAGUCAUCGAGAUGACAGCGAGUAGUAUUAGGUUUGCUAAGAGCUUAGGCUUCGUUGACGUCCAGCUUGGUUGCGAAGAUGGCGGCAGGUCGGAUAAGGACUUUCUAUGCAAGAUUCUAGGAGAAGCGAUAAAAGCGGGUGUAACCACGAUCAACGUUGCGGACACGGUAGGGAUCAACAUGCCGCAUGAAUAUGGAGAACUCGUGACCUACCUCAAAGCAAACACUCCUGGAAUUAAUGAUAUUGUUUUCAGCGUUCAUUGUCACAACGAUCUUGGUGUUGCGACCGCCAACACAAUCGCCGGUGUAUGUGCGGGAGCACGACAAGUCGAAGUAACGGUCAACGGAAUAGGUGAAAGAAGUGGCAAUGCACCGCUUGAAGAGGUCGUGAUGGCUUUGAAAUGUCGAGGAGCAUACGUGUUGGGUGGUGUUUACACAAGAGUAGACACACGCCAAAUUAUGGCUACUAGCAAGAUGGUUCAAGAAUAUAUGGGCUUGUAUGUUCAACCACAUAAGCCUAUAGUUGGAGCAAACUGUUUUGUUCAUGAGAGCGGCGUUCACCAGGAUGGAAUAUUGAAAAACCGGAGUACAUAUGAAAUCUUAUCACCAGAAGAUGUUGGCGUUGUAAAAUCUCAAAAUUCCGGCAUUGUUCUUGGAAAGCUUAGCGGGCGUCAUGCUGUGAAAGAACGGCUGAAAGAGUUGGGAUAUGAACUCGAUGAUGAGAAAUUGAACGACAUCUUCUCAAAGUACAGGGAUCUAACCAAGCAGAAAAAGAGAAUCACGGAUGCUGAUCUGAAGGCAUUAGUAACGAGUGGUGAUGAAAUCUCUUCAGAGAAAUUAAACGGCGCUAAUGGUAAAGAGACUAACGGCUAUAUACCAGUUCCUCAGAUUUCCUCUAUGGUCUAAAGCACCCAUUCAAACUUGGAGCAGCUAAAGGUGGCGAGAAGGCGUCAAAGGCGCAAUCUGUGCGGAUGUUUAUUUUCCAAUCAUGUUUCUAGCUAGCUACUAGAGUAAUGUUCUGUUUGUUUUUGUAUCGAGAUGUUAUAUCUGGAUGCAAAUAUUCAAAUAUUGUUCGCUUGAACACUUUUAAACCAACAUCUACAUAUUGCAUCUGGAUGUAAAAUUAAAAAUUUUCAAAAAUCUGAAUAUUUGAGAUGCUGAAAAAAGUAAAAUCUAGAUAUUAUA
Molecule: messenger RNA, 2019 nt
Organism: Thlaspi arvense
Lineage: Eukaryota; Viridiplantae; Streptophyta; Magnoliopsida; Brassicales; Brassicaceae
Source: the annotation of a GenBank genome assembly